This is a messenger RNA of Lucilia cuprina (Australian sheep blowfly), 3839 nucleotides long. RefSeq names its product myb-like protein P. The record is from RefSeq and is a predicted model, not a curated record. The transcript is spliced from 2 exons. Bases 577 to 3837 code for a protein of 1086 amino acids. NCBI's taxonomy places the organism in Eukaryota, Metazoa, Arthropoda, Insecta, Diptera, Calliphoridae.
ACUUAUACCCUACUGAAAGGGAACUGUCAAAUUGUUGUUUAUACAUGCAAGUUGUUGUCUCUUUCUUUUAAACUCGUAGAGAAAAUUACCACUUUUUCCCAAGUGCUGCCGUACAAAAUAUCAUCUAGCGUUGGUCGACAUCAUUUAACGUUGCAAUUUUAUGGAUAAUUUUACUUAAAAAUCAAAAGAAAUAUUCUUUAAUUUAGUGCAAAUAGUGAAAUUACUAAAAGAUUUAUUACAAUCUAUCAUAAAUUAAUAAAAACCAAGUGUUAAAAACAUUGUGUUAGCCUGGCAUUUGCGUUCUUUGUGGACGACAGAAGCAAGAAAAAAAGGAAAAAUAAAACACACCGAGAAAAAAAAUCAGAUAAAUUUUAGUGAAACCAAAAAGAGAAAAAAACUAAACGCAAGAAAAAAUUUAAACAUUAGCUGUACAUUUUUCUUUAUUUUUAUAUUGUGUUGUGUGAAAAAUUCCUUUCUAAAUGAACGACAUUUAUAAUUUUUGUUGUAAAAUCUGCUAUAAUCAUAAUAAAAAAUUAUAAAAAACACUACCUUGAUAAAGCUGCUUCUAUGUGAAAAAUGCGUGUUGGAAAGAAGCCCAACGUUGUAGAAGCUAAAAAGACACGUUCUUGUGUAGUACGUCUAGAGAAAGUUACAAAGAACUCACCCAACGUUUCACCGGCUCCGGAAGAAAGCCGCAGUAGUAUAAAUCGUCUCACACGCUUAAGUGUAAACACAUUAACGACUAUGGCUCCCACACCUAAAUUAAGAAGAGGAGUAGCUGUAGCAACAGCAACACCUCAACAGCAAAAACCCCAGAGUGGACCUAUCAAAAAGAGAAUCGUAGGUAGCAGCAAUAGUAUACAAACUCCCCAAACACAAAAGACCACGAACUCUAAUAUGACUAAUAUAAGAUCUAAUCAAAAAAUCAAGAUUAUACCCAGAUCAAAUAAAUCUACACCCGUUUCAACACCCUCCCGAGAUGAAACACCACCACCCACCAUUGCGGCAGGCAGAUCAAGACGCGCUAUUAAACCAAAUCCCAAAUAUGCCAGUGAAGAUUUGGUAACACCAAAAGUUGUGCGCAAUGUAGCUUCUUUAGGAUCCUCCGCCAGCCGGGGCGGGUCUGUGGCUCCGAGUGGCGGUAGUAAAACACGUAAAGCUUCUAGCAGUUCGGAUGAUUUCUAUAAUCGUAAUUCCGAAGAUGAUUAUAACGAAAGACAUGACAUGGACCAAGAUGAUGACGAUGAUGAUGAUGUUGAGGAUGAUGAGGCAGAUAUGGUUAACGAUAAAGCCUAUCAGGUUGAUGAGAAAGAUAAUCAAGAUGAUUCAGAUUUUUCCGAUAUAGAGGAACAGCCUGUGCGUGUCGUCAGGCCUCGUGGACGCCCCAAAAGAGUUCAAGAACCUGCAACACAAACAAACAAUAAAUUACCCACACAAGCAGCAGCCAACUCCCAAAACAAACGUGUUACAUCCUCUACUGCAGCCACGUCUACAAGUUUACGUUCUCAACCCUCACAAUUACAGCAAAUAAGACGUUCAUUAGUUACGGCCAAUAAUCAACGUAAUCUUAAUAUUUUGGCCGGUAGUGGAGCUACUGCUCAAAAACGCAAACUUGAGGAAAUCCAAGAUGACUCCAGUGAUAAUGAAAGUUCAUAUACUAUAAAACGAAAACAAUUAUUACUUUCCACUGCAGCGGGUAAUAAAGUUAAAGUGCCGGUUAAGGAGAGUCGUGUAAGUGCCACCUCUACUCCUUUCAAUAAAAAUCGUUUGGCGUUGCAGAAAUCGACAACACCAGCGCACAGCCAACAACAGCAGCACCAGCAAACUGUUAAUGGCAGCAGCAAUAAAUUUAGUAAUAAUCAAACAUCAAAUCAACGGCGGGCUAUUGAAAUAACAGCCAAGUCUAAUGCUCAGCAAAGACAGAACGUCAGCUCAGCCACGAAUGAACAACAAAAACAGAAAAGCCAAACAAACCAAACUAAUCUAACAACACAAGCUAAAUUACUGGCGGCCAAAACAAAUCGGCAACGCAGUGGUUCACCUAAACUACCCACACAAAAAGCUAGACAAAAUGGCGCCGCCUUAACAAUAUCCUCUAACUCAACUGGAUCUUCCUCCUCAACUACUGCUAACAGCAAAAUAAGCGAUAAAGCGAAAUCCCAACAGCAGAACAAUAUAAAAACAAAAACCACAACAUCACCAACACCAGCAGCUGCCAACAGCUCUAUUAACUCUGAAAACACCAUAGAUCUUAAAGAUGAUUCUCCCAAUUCCACCAUGGAUGAUUUCGAAACAAUGCCCACAUUUACCAUAGUCAAUGUCAAUGAUAUAAUCAACAAAAAGGGAGAUGUGUUGAUAACAAAAGCAAAAGCCAAUAACAACAAAGCUCCAACGGUUAUAGAAUUUUCGGAAAGUAUUAGUUUAGAUGAUGAAGAGGACGAGGAUGAUGAUGAUGAAGAAGAUGAUGUUAUGGAGUUGGCUACGGCGCCACCCAAAAAAUUACCCACACAUAAUAAUAACAAGAAAACAUCUUCCCUAGCUCGUUCUAGCGAAUCAUUAAGAAAGUUACCCACAAAAUCAUCAUCAUCAUCUACUACACAACCCGCACCCCAAAUACUUAAUCAUAAAUUGGGUUUGCGUAAUACAAGGGUAACGGCCAAAACUACCACUACCUUAACGGCCACCUUGAAAUCACCCGACAAACCAGCGCCACGUAUAUUAAAUUCCAUGGUGGCUAAGAAAACACAACCGGUUAAGCCACUAAUAGCAAAUAUGGAGGAUUCUGCUGAUGAAAGUUUUCCUUUGUCUUUGGAUGAAGACGAGGAAGAGGAGGAAGAGCAAGAGCAGCAGCAUGAGCAAGAAGAAGAAACUGAAGAUGAGAUAGAGAGUAGGUUUGGUAAACAACGCCAGAAAUUAACGCAGAGAACUAGAAAGCGAGAACAAAUCUUAAGGGAUAUGGAUACUGAAGACACCGAAUCGCAAAAUACCGAAGAAGAUGAGAGUGUAUUACAAACUAGCAACAGUAGCAAUAAAGCUAAUUACAAAAACAACUCCUCCACAGCAGCCCUGACAUCCAAACAAACUGCCCUGACGCAACGCAAAAAACGUAUCAACGCUGUAUCUCAUACACCCAUAGUGGUGAGUAGUAAUAAAAAGCGUUUAACACCAGCAGCGGCUAAAGAAAAUUCUCUAGCAGCCACCAAUCAGCAAGUCAACGAAACAACGCCGGCGUUACCGAAUCCCAAACAAGCAAUUGUUCCCACGCUCCCAGCACGCAAUAAAACAAAUAACGAAAAAGUCGUUAUUUCCAAGCAGGGCGAUAAAAUCAUUAAGAAAAUCACUUGUUUCGAAACCUGGUAUGUCAUCAAUAUGCCGCCCGAAAUAAAACGCUCCACAAUUAUUAAAAAUCAAUUGGAAAUGCCUUUAAUACGUUUAGCCAAUAAUGCUAAAAACAUUUGUCUGCCCAAUGAUCUGUGGAGCACUAAGGUCACACUUUACGAACUUUCACCCCAAACAUUGGGUAAAGGUACCUAUGCCACCUUUACGGGUGAUCUUUUCGAGCAUAAUAUCAAAGAAGAAGAUCGUGGUAAAUAUCAGCCUUCAUGUGUUAUGUUUCGCCGUUCUAUAGAAAAGUCACAAGCCUCACGUAUGCCCUACGAUCGAGCAGUUAUAUUUAAAAAUAAAACAUUUUACACUAACAUCGAAGGCAAAAAUGUUAGAUUAGUGGGAGCGCCCAGCAUAGUAUAUAACGAAAGGGAAAUUGAAAUUUUACUGCAGGUCGUGGAUACUCUGACACUACAAAGUGAUUUUGUAGAACAUAUUUCUAUAGUACAGUAGAA